Messenger RNA from Colletotrichum godetiae, 1843 nucleotides. RefSeq names its product iron permease FTR1 family protein. Gene Ontology annotation, biological process: iron ion transmembrane transport. Gene Ontology annotation, cellular component: high-affinity iron permease complex; plasma membrane. NCBI's taxonomy places the organism in Eukaryota, Fungi, Ascomycota, Sordariomycetes, Glomerellales, Glomerellaceae. Gene Ontology annotation, molecular function: ferrous iron transmembrane transporter activity. The record is from RefSeq and is a predicted model, not a curated record. The transcript is spliced from 4 exons. The coding region runs from base 360 to 1460 and encodes 366 amino acids.
CAGAGCAGAUGUUCCGCCCUUUCAUAAAUCCAUGAUUGAUUGCUACCAUAGGAGAAAAGGUCGCCUGAUUAUCAAGAUAUGUCUGUGUUCUCUUAUUUGCCCUGAGGCAAACUUGGGCUAGCGUUCCGCCUUUCGGCUCGUCGUAUCCGUUGCCACAAGACCAACCAGUACCGGCACCCUCAUCGGCUAGUCCCAGCGAUUAUCUGAUUUGAUUUUAUCAGAUUAAUCUGCGUCUGUGUUGCCCGUCCUCCCCUUUCUACGCUUGUCAGACAAAAGUCUGUUUUCCUCUUCUUUCUUCUUCGUUGCUCGGAACCAGUGACCAAGACAUCGACAACACGCCCUACGUACAGGUGCCCAAAAUGACCGUCGACGUGUUUUCCGUACCAGUCUUCCUGGUCGUCUUUCGAGAGUCUCUGGAAACCGUCAUCAUCGUGUCGGUUCUGCUGGCCUUCCUCAAGCAGACCCUCGAUGGACCCAACAGAGAUGUGGCUGUGUACAAGGCCUUGCGCAGACAGGUCUGGCUCGGUACAGGUAUCGGUUUCGUGAUAUGCCUGGUCGCCGCGGCCGUCGUCAUCGCCGUCUUCUACAAGGUCGGCCGAAACAGCUGGGAGGCCCACGAACUCUACUACGAAGGCGCCUUUUCUCUCCUCGCCGCCAUCAUCAUUACCAUCAUGGGCGCUGCCCUGCUCCGCAUCGGUAAGAUGCAAGAGAAGUGGCGCGUCAAGUUGGCAAAGGCAAUGGAGUCUCCUGUGAAGACCGGUGCCAGCCGGGGGUGGUUCAAGCGCUUCGCCGAAAAGUACGCCAUGUUUAUCCUGCCCUUCAUCACCGUGCUCCGUGAAGGAAUUGAGGCAAUUGUCUUCGUGGCUGGCGUGUCUUUUUCUGCGCCUGCGACUGCCGUGCCGCUCCCCGCCAUCGUCGGGUUGAUUGUUGGUGCCUUUGUCGGCUACCUCCUUUACAAAGGUGGUUCCACAGCGAAGCUUCAAGUAUUCCUUGUCAUCUCCACAUGCCUCUUAUACCUCGUUGCCGCUGGACUCUUCUCCAGGGCGGUGGGUGAUUUCGAGCAGCAAGAGUGGAACAAGGUUGUCGGCGGCGACGCUGCAGAACUCGGAAAUGGACCGGGUUCCUACGAUAUCGACAAGAGCGUGUGGCACGUAAAUUGCUGCAGCCCAGAUCUCAACGGUGGCGGCGGCUGGGGUAUCUUCAACGCCGUCCUCGGCUGGACAAACUCGGCAACGUACGGCUCCGUGAUCUCCUACAACGUCUACUGGAUCUUUGUUAUUGGCUGCUUCCUCCUCAUGAGAUUCCACGAGACCAAGGGACACUGGCCUUUCAUGAAGGCGAAGGCUCCUCGGGAAGCCGAGAGGCGCCUCUCCGAUGACCGUAGCGGAAGCGAGCAGGCGAGCACAUCUGAGAAAGAUAAGGGGGCAUCGACUACGAAGACUGUGACGGCUUCGUCAUAGUUGGAGCAGCAGGGACAAUUGAAUGCUAUCGUCAGUCCUUUGGAACUAUGGACGAUCAUGACUGAAAGGAUACCAUGCUGGUGGACAAUAUAAUGUGAAAGCUGUCUGUAUGGUAAUGAGGUCGGAAGGAUGGCCGAACUCAUAGGAUAAAUUGAGGUUGAACAUUAGCGUGCAACCCUUUCACCCUCGAGACAUGUACAAUAUUCUUUUUCCAAGGACCGGUGGCUUCGGUCAAGUUCCUUCGGAUUGUAAAGAGACCAUGGAGUGAUGUCACCGUGUACGUACUCGCCAGUAUUCAAAGGAUGAAAUGUGCAAUAUCACCCCUCAAGAGCACCUCAACACACUGCUACCUAGGAUAAUAGUUGGCGCUGUUACGAUCAAUC